UAAUAUUAGGUCAUUACCUAUGAAAUUGGCGUUUUGUUCAGAGAAUUUCAACGAAACACGAAUUUCCAUACAAUUAAUAUUGCGGAUAUUUUUUUGAUGGCUAAUUCAAACCAAACAAAAUUUUUCCAGUAAUUUUUGACACCUUUAAGGUAUGUUUUCAAUAUCUCCAUUUCUUGAAAAUUGGUACCAUUAGAAAAAUAUAAGUAAUUUUAAUACUCGAACCGACAGCACAUGAAAAGACCUAUUUUCAAGGCUUAAUUCUGAACACUUAACAAUAAAAAAUAACAAUUAAUUGCUGUCAAGCAGUUUGGCGAAAUCAUAUUGUAGUUUUAUUGUAAUUGUGUAUGUACUUUUGUAAAAAAAUAAAAAACUAGGAUCAGACUUAUAUCUAUGAACAAAAACGCCAAUUUCAUAGGUAAGGACCUAAUAUUAUAAAGCGUUUGAAUGACACAAAUGGAUAACCAUGUAUGUAUUCACACGAAGGCGGUUUUUAAGCGCGGCGCUUUUUUAUCGAGCACUGUUCGAUUUUCGGCGUUGAGCGUUGGCGUCAAAUUGAAUAGACCAUACGGAAAUCCGUGUAUCUGUUCUCACAAGCGUUGAAAAAGCGCCGGCGCUGCUGUCAGUUGGCUGUCAAGUGUCAAUUUUUGGUGUCAAUCGUCAAGAUUAUUAUUAGUUUCACCUUAAAAAUGUCAACUUAUGCUUACAAAUUCCUGAAAUAUUCAAGCUAUAUUCAAAUAAUACGUCGUAAUAGCAAAUAAAGUAUGGCUUUGCUGAGAUGCGUACGUGGCAGUACGACUCACAAGUGAUUUUUAAGCGUUCAUAUGAACACAAAUAUUGGAAACGGUAAAAAAGCGCCAACGUCGGGUUUUAACGCAACGCUUUUUAAGCUGUCGUGCGUAUGGGGCCUAGGAAAAGGGUGCGUUGCUCAAACUAACUACAAUAAAAUCUCAAAAAAACGUACAUUGAAAUUUCUUUAUCUUCCUAUAGAGUCUGUGCGGAAAGAGAAGAGCAAAGAGUUGUAUAAUAAAUAUAUCCAGAGAAGUGUCGUGGAAUGUAUGGGGCCCCAUGUGGACGGAUUCAAGCGCUUUUUUAACGUGCGUUGAAAAAGCUCUCGUGUUUAUGGGGCCUAAUACUUAAUAUAUCAUGUCUGUGGUGUGGUAUCUGUCAAUGUCAAGUAUGUAUUUUUAGGAUUUGAGGUGAGGUUACUUUGUUUUGUUACCUAAUUUGUUUAUCAAAAAACAAAUCAACCACGAAACAAAGUCACGAUCAAUUUUGUUUUAUUUACUUUUGAUAUAUACAUUCCCUUCAGAUGGCUAUAUCACUUGCUUAGAGUGGUUAGAAGGUGAACUUUCUGUUAAUAAAAUUGUUAUUUCAUAUACACAUUUCCGUCGUGGAAAUUUGCCAGACGAAGGGCUACUUGUAGGGAUUAGCGAGCACACAAACAACAUAGCGGUUGCCGUGAUGGACGUGAUGUACGCGUGUCGCUGCUGCCUGCGGUGUCCUCCGGACAAGAACCUGACGACGCCGUACACACAUCUCGGCAGAACGGAGAUAUAUGCCGACAUGAUCAAAGAGUGCUUCGAUAUACAUCUGGCACUAGGCGGCUCGGACUCGUGUGGCAUCUGCUCGGCGUGCGUGGGCCGCCUGCGAGGCGCGAGCGACUUCAAGCUGCAAGUGCAAAACAGCCAGUUGCUUCUGCAGGAGGCACUGCUAGUUAAAGAGGAGUCUACGGUCAAAAGUGAGCUGGCUGAUGAUGCGGAUGAAGACCCUGUCUCCGAUGCGUUAUACGAAGUGCCCAUAAAGUUGGAGUUGGAUACGCUUGAUGAAGAUGAGACGGGAAAAGUGUUGGCUGCCCAAACUCAACCUUUUGGGUGAAAUUGCCCUCCAAAGUGACUCCGUAGAACUUGUGCUUUUGUUUCGGAUUCGGCAGUUUGCCCCGGAACCACUAACAUACCCUUCGGCCAGAAGCGCACACGAUGUCAUCAUCAUCUCAGCCAUAAGAUGUCCACUGCUGAACAUAGGCCUCCCCCUUUGGGGGGGUGAAUGCCAUAAUCGCCACGCUUGGCAGGCGGGUUGGCGAUCGCAGUCGAGUACACCGAAUUUGAGGGACGCUGCUGCCCGUCCACCGGUGGUCUUGGACGUAGUUUAAGGACAUACCCGGGUCCCGGGGCACUCGAUGUAAUCCAUACUAAUCCAUACUAAUAUUAUAAAGGCCAAUGUGUGUCUGUCUGUCUGUCUCUCUGUUACCUCUUCACGCUUAAGCCGCUGAACCAAUUUAGUUGAAAUUUGGUAUAGAAAUAGUUUGAGUCCCGGGGAAGGACAUAGGAUAGUUUUUAUGUCGGAAAUCAUCUCUGAAGAGAGUGCAAAGGGGGGUGGAAUUGAAAGAGUUAAUGCAUUGCCUAAUAAUUGAAGUAAGCAAUGCGAAUUGAUUUUUAUUUCAUUUCAUUCAUUUCAUUAUCCAGGUGCUAUACCUACUUUAGCUGCUGUCACUAAUUCCACGCAGACGAAGUCGCGGGCAAAAGCUAGUUUAGUAUAAAGCGUGUAUCG
This is a messenger RNA of Cydia splendana, 2547 nucleotides long. RefSeq names its product zinc finger protein 543-like. Gene Ontology annotation, biological process: regulation of transcription by RNA polymerase II. Bases 1462 to 1875 code for a protein of 137 amino acids. Lineage: Eukaryota; Metazoa; Arthropoda; Insecta; Lepidoptera; Tortricidae. Gene Ontology annotation, molecular function: zinc ion binding; RNA polymerase II cis-regulatory region sequence-specific DNA binding; DNA-binding transcription factor activity. Gene Ontology annotation, cellular component: nucleus. The record is from RefSeq and is a predicted model, not a curated record. The transcript is spliced from 5 exons.